CAAAGAGACUGGCUUUGGUCAGCAAAAGCCAAACACAAUGAGACCCUCUUCCGCACUUCAAACUGUCACCAUCUUCAGCUCUCUACCCAAAACCUUAAUAGGCUUUAAUGCACAGCCACACUGUCAGUAUCUGCAACUUUCAAAACCCAAGAGAUGUUUACUGAUAAUAACAAUGAGAGACAGAAGCAAGAACCCGAGGCCUUUGCAGAAGGGAAGGAAUCUCAGCAUCGAAGCCAUUCAGACAAUUCAAGCUUUGAAGAGAGCCAAGAAAAACGAGGGUCUUAUGGAGCAAGUCUUCAAUUCUAAGUUCAGGCGCUUAUUGAAGCUCGACAUGAUGGCCGUGCUCAAAGACCUCCUCCGCCAAAAUGAAUGCUUCUUGGCCCUCAAGGUCUUUGAAGACAUUAGAAAGGAGUACUGGUAUAAGCCACAGGUUUUGCUUUAUGCUGAUAUGAUCAAGUACAGGCCCUGAAACUGAUGCUGCAAUGCUUUGCUCACUAGGAUCAUAGUCAGGAUCUUCUUCUUACAAAACUAGAAUUGUUUCCACCAGGAAAUGAUCAAGCGUUAUCCAGCCUGGUGAACCCGCUGUUAAUUCCCAAGCUUUGGAAGAUGAUCCCGACUAUGAUCAAAGUUUUGCUGCAUCGUUUUCAGGGCCCGUAGAGUGUAGACCCAGCCUCAGCCCCACCGGUUGUUGAUGCACAGUUUCACAAGGGAAACAGAAGAGCAUGUCUUUUGGUAACAAUAGCAGACCACUAAACAAAUCAAAUCUAAGGAAGCUGAAGACCAUGGCUGAGAUGCCCGGAAGUACCAGCUGCUACUGAUGUCAAGACAAAUGCAGCUAAUCUAAAAGGCUGAAUAAUAGUCUGUUAGUAUUUGCAUUAUGCAGCUUCAGCGGUGUCGAUGAAUUCUCAAUGUAAUUCAGUACGAAAAAUUGUCAAUAAAAUAUAUGGAACAUUUUCUAUGAAGUCCUCUCAUGUACACACUGAGAUUUCUCCGUCUUUCAGCCACAGAACAUUCAUUUUUUUUGUUGAUUUUCCUUUUCAUUCCGAAUGCACUGCAUUUUGACAU
Molecule: messenger RNA, 1065 nt
Organism: Rosa chinensis
Lineage: Eukaryota; Viridiplantae; Streptophyta; Magnoliopsida; Rosales; Rosaceae
Product: protein THYLAKOID ASSEMBLY 8-like, chloroplastic
Exons: 3
Coding region: 38-469 (143 amino acids)
Biological process (GO): chloroplast organization; Group II intron splicing
Molecular function (GO): protein binding; RNA binding
Source: RefSeq, a predicted model, not a curated record